AUGAAAGCCUAUGUGGUGAAUUUGGUGCUGUCAUACAAUAUUGGAGACACUAAAGGCCAUGAGUCUGUUCUGCCAGAGCACAAGGACAUACUUGGUAACAAAACACAAAAGCUCAAAAUCCCAGAGGGCGUGGAGGACAUAAGUAUAGAGGAGUGGGACCGGAUACAGAGAGCACUUCAAUGGGGGGGACCGGACCAGCAGGUUACCACUGUAAACAUGAGCACCAGUCCAGACCACACCACCUUCGUUAUUAAUAACUUUAAGGACAGUUACUCUGUGGGAGAGGAGCUGCAUGUCACCAUUGUUGCCAAGGACUUAACCGGAAGACCGAAAACCUAUGGAGGAGAUUUCUUCAAAGUAAAGGUUUUUUCACCCACAUUACAGGCUAGUGUGUUUGGAGGGGUACUGGAUCAUCAGAAUGGCACCUACUUGGCCCGGUUUACCCUACCAUGGGCGGGUGAGGCACGGGUGGCGGUCCUCCUGGUUCACACCAGUGAGUCUGUAGAGAUCCUCAAGCGACACCGGGAAACAGACCCCAACCGUGGCGCCUACUUUGGCUACUUUGUGGGCAAGAACUCUCAGGGUGCUCAAGUGGAGGAGAGGUCAGACUGCAACGUCAAAUGGGAGGGGGUGGGCCUGCCUGGUAAGGGGGUCUGUUGCUGUGAAUACCCAGAUUUAAAAGCAAAGCUGACGUGGCACUGCCGUAAACCCCCAACUCUGCCAUGCAAUACUCUGGUGUACCAUGGUAUGGGUGACAAUAUCGUGCAUGAGUGGACAGAAUUGGAGAAGGCAAUCAUGGACAGGCAAUAUGUGCAGCGUUGGAUCAAGGGUGAUUCACGUGAAAUUAGAGUCCUUGCCUCUAAUUCAACUAUUGGACAGAGAGUGAAAUGUAAACCUGGAAUGCCCACACCCAUACCAGCAGGAUUCUACAUGAAAGACGUUUGGACGUCAUUUGUGUGUGCCACCCGUCAUUUUAACGCUGCCAGUGAAAAAACUCAGUGUUUGAGGGACAAACACAUCUACAUGAUGGGAGACUCCACUCUCAAACAGUGGUACGACUUCAUCGUCUACUCCAUGCCAAAUCUCAGGCUCAUGAACCUACAUACCCACUCCCACAAUGGUCCUUUUUUGGCUGUGGAUGUGGAGAACAAUAUCGACGUGAACUUCCGCACGCAUGGUGUCCCCCGACGCAACCCCAAGGCCACGUUCACAGAUAUGCACUACAUUAGUAACGAGAUCGAUGGCAUGGCUGGUGGCUCACAAACUGUUGUCAUCUUUGACAUUUGGGCGCACUUCAAACUAUUCCCACACUCCUUCUUUGCCCACCGGGUGUCCCAGAUUCGCCGUGCAGUCGUGGACCUCUUGAGACGUGCGCCAGCAACCAAGGUCAUCAUCAAGACGGCUAAUACAGGAUUGGCGGAUUUCCAUAGCGUUGACUGGCUAGCCUCGCAGCUGGAUCAAAUCAUGCGUGAAGUGUUCCGUGACGUGGGAGUUUACAUCCUGGAUGUGUGGCAGAUGACCUCGUGUCACUAUAACAGAGAGGACGUCCAUCCUGGCGGAGUGAUCAUCAGAAACGAAGUGGACCUUCUUCUCUCUUUUAUCUGCCCGGCGUAA
Messenger RNA from Sardina pilchardus (European sardine), 1614 nucleotides. Its product is annotated as NXPE family member 3-like. NCBI's taxonomy places the organism in Eukaryota, Metazoa, Chordata, Actinopteri, Clupeiformes, Clupeidae. Bases 1 to 1614 code for a protein of 537 amino acids. The record is from RefSeq and is a predicted model, not a curated record. The transcript is spliced from 7 exons.